Messenger RNA from Gloeophyllum trabeum ATCC 11539, 294 nucleotides. RefSeq lists its product as uncharacterized. Gene Ontology annotation, molecular function: dynein intermediate chain binding. Gene Ontology annotation, cellular component: cytoplasmic dynein complex; cytoplasm. Lineage: Eukaryota; Fungi; Basidiomycota; Agaricomycetes; Gloeophyllales; Gloeophyllaceae. The record is from RefSeq and is a predicted model, not a curated record. The annotation marks the transcript as partial. The transcript has 3 exons. Gene Ontology annotation, biological process: microtubule-based movement.
CCGCCGGAGCUCGAGCAGACGCUGACGCUGCUCUCGUCGCAUCGGUCGGUGCUUGGGUACAUGCUGCUUUCGCGCGGACACCCCGUAAGCAUCAUUCGGCACGCGGGGGUGGUGUUUGAGGGGGAACAGGGACGGAAAUACGCGCACGCCGUCGCGAGGAUCGUGGAGAGCGUGCAGCAGGGGCUCGUCGAGGACGAAGUCAGGUUCAUGCGGAUACGCACGAAACGGCACGAGAUUAUGAUUUCACCUGAUGAACGGUAUCUCCUUGCCGUCUUACAUGAUCCAAGCGCAUGA